Molecule: messenger RNA, 288 nt
Organism: Caenorhabditis bovis
Lineage: Eukaryota; Metazoa; Nematoda; Chromadorea; Rhabditida; Rhabditidae
Source: the annotation of a GenBank genome assembly
AUGGUAUCUCAAGCAGUAAUCUUUCUUGGUCAUCUGGUUCCUUUAACUUUGAUAUGGGUAGCUUGUGUACAUAACAUUAUUCCUGUGAAUAACUAUCUGCCGGAAUUCGCACAUCACUUUGUUUUAUACGCACCAAUAUUUGCCGUAAUCAUGUUAGGGAUAUACGCAGUAGGGAGCGUUGUGUAUGGAGUUGCAACAUUCAACGAUUGUGCUGAAGCCAGAGAAGAAUUGAUUCAAGAAAUUAAAGAAGCUCGUGAAGAUCUGAAAAAAAGAAAGGUUCUGGAUUAA